CAGAUGAAGUAUGUUCGUCAAAAUUCUCAAACUUUCAUCCACUUGUCUCAAUUUCACCAAGAAAUCUAUGGAUUCGAACUAUCUCCGAUUCAUGAGAGGCAUCUGCAGCGAUCAGAUCGGGGACGUCAUCAGCCUGUCUCAAGUAAAGGGCAUAGAUCACCUGAAAAACCCUCGUUUGAACAAAGGUCUAGCCUUCACCAUCGAAGAACGACAGGUGCUGGGAAUCCACGGUCUGCAGCCUCCAACGCAGAGGACCCAGGACGAACAGUUGAAGCUCUGCAAGAUCACCAUCAACAACUACAAGGAACCGUUGAACAAGUACAUCUACCUCACGGAGUUGAAGGACAGAAACGAGAAGCUGUAUUUCCGUCUGUUAAGUGAAAACAUAGAGGAUCUCCUACCCAUCGUGUACACCCCUACAGUCGGUCUAGCAUGUCAGAGAUUUGGUUUGAUUUACCGAAGACCGCAUGGUUUGUUUAUAACGAUCAAUGAUAGAGGUUAUAUCUACGAGAUCCUUCAGAAUUGGCCCGAACCAAACAUCCACGCCAUCGUGGUCACCGAUGGGGAGAGAAUCUUGGGUCUUGGUGAUCUGGGUGCUUACGGUAUGGGUAUACCCAUUGGAAAAUUGGCUCUGUACACAGCCCUCGCCGGUAUCAAACCUUACCAUUGUCUUCCGAUCCAACUAGACGUAGGGACGGAGAAUACCAAGCUCCUAGAAGAUCCAGCGUAUGUGGGACUGAGACAGAAGAGGGCCAGGGGUAAGGUAUACGACGAUUUCAUCGACGAAUUCAUGGCGGCUGUGGUCAAGAGGUACGGCCAAGAUACCCUGAUACAAUUCGAAGAUUUCGGCAAUCUGAACGCGGCCAGACUCCUGGCGAAGUACAGGAAUAAGUAUUGCACCUUCAACGACGACAUCCAAGGCACUGCGGCCGUUUCUCUGGCCGGACUGAUGGCGGCCAACAAGAUCAUCAAGAAGACGUUCAGAGAUCAUAAAAUCGUUUUCUACGGGGCCGGUACGGCUGCCUUGGGUGUGGCCGAUCUGUGCGUGGAGGCGAUGCUGAGGGAAGGCAUAGACCUGGAGGAAGCGAGAGGAAACAUCUUCAUGAUGGACGUCGAUGGCUUGGUGACCAGCGAUAGGAAGGUGCUGCAAGGUAACCAGAAGUACUACGCGAAGAAGCUCAAACCCGAGAAGGACCUGCUGAGCCUGGUGAACCAGGUGAAACCGACUGUUCUCAUCGGAGUCUCGACCAAAGGUGGAGCCUUCACCCCGGAAGUCUUGAAAGCGAUGGCCAAGCACAACGAGCGUCCUGUGGUAUUCGCCCUGAGUAAUCCCACGUCGAACGCAGAAUGCACGCCUCAAGAAGCCUACGACAACACCGACGGUCGCGUUAUUUUUUGUUCAGGUUCACCCUUUCCGGAGGUGAAAUACGGCGGAAGGAGUUUCAAGACCGGACAGGGUAACAACUCGUACAUUUUUCCAGGGGUGGCGUUGGGGGUGGUUCUAGGACAGAUCCACCACAUCCCCGAGGAUUAUUUCCUCUUGGCCGCUAGCGUGGUUGCAGAUAACGUCUCGAAGAAAGACCUGGAGGAGGGUAGGCUCUUUCCUCCCUUGAAUAUGAUCAAAGAUUGCUCCGUCAAGAUUGCUACCGCCAUCCUGCAAGACGCCUAUAAGAAUGGAAAGGCCACGUGGUACCCUGAACCAGACGAUAAGAAGAAAUACAUAGAAUCUCGGUUGUAUUGUGACGAGUACACAGAGUCGUUGAAUCGUAGGUGGAAAUGGCCUAAAGAAACUAAGGUCCCUGUGAAACCCAUGGACAGUCAUACCAAAGUGACUAUAACGUGAGAUGUGGCCUAGUGUGGUUAGGAUUAAGAUGAUUAUUUCUUGAAUGUACAUAAAUUUUGUCGAUAAGGGUAUUCGAUUUUUUCUGAUUAUACGUAAUGAAUUAUAUGUUUACAAUAUAGAAAUUAUGAUUGGAUUA
Messenger RNA from Coccinella septempunctata (seven-spotted ladybird), 1979 nucleotides. Its product is annotated as NADP-dependent malic enzyme-like. Bases 11 to 1843 code for a protein of 610 amino acids. NCBI's taxonomy places the organism in Eukaryota, Metazoa, Arthropoda, Insecta, Coleoptera, Coccinellidae. Gene Ontology annotation, molecular function: malate dehydrogenase (decarboxylating) (NAD+) activity; NAD binding; malate dehydrogenase (decarboxylating) (NADP+) activity. Gene Ontology annotation, biological process: pyruvate metabolic process; malate metabolic process. Gene Ontology annotation, cellular component: mitochondrion. The transcript has a single exon. The record is from RefSeq and is a predicted model, not a curated record.